This is a messenger RNA of Scutellospora calospora, 438 nucleotides long. The record is from the annotation of a GenBank genome assembly. Lineage: Eukaryota; Fungi; Glomeromycota; Glomeromycetes; Diversisporales; Gigasporaceae.
GUCACCGUUAGUGGUGUUCCUGGUGAAUGUGUUGUUCAAUCUAUGGAGGAGAGAUUAAAACACGAACUAGAACAACCGGGAAAAUGGUAUGACUGGGUCGUCAUUCUAGGAGGAACAAAUGAUGUGAUCAAUGGAUACUCUGCCUGGGAUAUCUUUGAUGGUUUAAAGAAAUUGUAUACAUUAUGUUCAAAACACGGUGCUAGAGUAUUAGGAGAUCUUGUAAAUCAUCUUGACUACCAACGCCGUAUAGUAAACGAACACCUAAAUGUGUACAAUAAUAGCACUACAAGGAAUGCAUAUACACUUUUCCUCUUGGAUAAAUUUUUCCCAAUGCAAUCUUUAACGACAGAACAACGUAGAAUCUUUUGGGAUCAUGACGGUGUUCAUCCUACAGAGGAAGGUUAUGGUUUAAUGGGUGAUAUGAAACGUCUGGUUUGA